This is a messenger RNA of Protopolystoma xenopodis, 210 nucleotides long. Lineage: Eukaryota; Metazoa; Platyhelminthes; Monogenea; Polystomatidea; Polystomatidae. The record is from the annotation of a GenBank genome assembly.
AUGGCAGUGAAGUGGAAGGCUCUUGAUCUGCCAAUGCAGUCAUGCCUGUGGCCCACUCGCGUGAGUCUCUACAGUUGUCCGAGACCAUUAAGGGCAUGUGUGCUGCUGGGCCGAGGCUGGCGCCUUAAAAAUCUCUUUUCACUGCCCGGACUUGAGUCUGGAGUCGACCGAAUAGCCGACGAGGGUGGCAACCGUUUGUCUUGUCGCUAG